This is a messenger RNA of Histoplasma capsulatum G186AR, 369 nucleotides long. RefSeq lists its product as uncharacterized. The record is from RefSeq and is a predicted model, not a curated record. The transcript has 3 exons. Bases 1 to 369 code for a protein of 122 amino acids. Lineage: Eukaryota; Fungi; Ascomycota; Eurotiomycetes; Onygenales; Ajellomycetaceae.
AUGUCUCUCUGGGCAGACAUCGCGACGAUCCAAGUUGCUCUCGAUGUCGCGAACUCUCCCCGCGACGGUGGUGAGCUGAAAGCUGUGCGCCCGCCGCCAAGCCCGAAAAAAGUCUGCUCAACCUCAGACAACUCGCCCCAGCUCCUGUCCUCCUCCUAUCCAACUACAACCUCCAUCCUUCUUGAUCCCACCUCAACGCUCAGACCAGCCCGCUCUGUGGCCGUAUACCACCCAAUAUCCAGUUUUCCUGUUUCCACCUUCUGGCCGUUCAAGUUGGCGGGGCUCAACUACACCAACUUCUCCUUCAUCCACCCUCUCCUGGGCCCGAAAUUCCGGGUCUUCUCUGGGGGCGACACUCGGCCUCCAUAA